Messenger RNA from Nematolebias whitei (Rio pearlfish), 1461 nucleotides. RefSeq names its product cytochrome c1, heme protein, mitochondrial (gene cyc1). The record is from RefSeq and is a predicted model, not a curated record. The transcript is spliced from 7 exons. NCBI's taxonomy places the organism in Eukaryota, Metazoa, Chordata, Actinopteri, Cyprinodontiformes, Rivulidae. Bases 34 to 957 code for a protein of 307 amino acids. Gene Ontology annotation, molecular function: heme binding; electron transfer activity. Gene Ontology annotation, biological process: mitochondrial electron transport, ubiquinol to cytochrome c.
AGUGACUCCACACAGAAGACAACCGCAGCAAAGAUGGCGGCGCUUCGAGUCGUGGCGCUCUCUGGCAAUGGAAGAGCUCUGCUCAGCGCGGGGACUGCUCUCAGGACUCCCAAGGCCAGUAUGUCUUUUGCCAACUUGUCCAGUAAGAAGAAAGUUGCCCUGACAACUGUUGGCGUGCUCACGGCAGGUGGUGCCGGGCUCGCCUUGAUGCUCCACCAGGCUGUUAAAGCCUCCGACUUGGAGCUUCACCCCCCUAGUUACCCCUGGAACCACUCUGGACCUCUGUCUGCUCUGGACCAUGCCAGCGUUCGCCGUGGGUACCAGGUGUACAAGCAGGUGUGUGCAGCGUGCCACAGCAUUGAGUACCUGGCCUUUAGAAACCUGGUGGGGGUGUCGCACACGGAGCAAGAGGCCAAGAGCAUAGCUGAAGAGUUUGAGGUGGUGGACGGUCCAGAUGAGAAUGGUGAGAUGUUCACACGGCCAGGAAAGCUGUCGGACAACUUCCCGAAGCCGUACCCCAACCCCGAGGCAGCCCGCGCUGCCAACUCAGGAGCGCUCCCUCCUGACCUCAGCUACAUCGUCAAUGCCAGACACGGCGGUGAGGACUACGUGUUUAGCUUGUUGACGGGUUACUGCGACCCCCCCGCAGGGGUGACCCUGAAAGAAGGACUCUACUACAACCCCUACUUCCCUGGUCAGGCCGUCGCUAUGGCUCCGCCCAUCUACAACGAGAUUCUGGAGUACGACGACGGAACCCCCGCCACCAUGAGUCAGGUGGCUAAAGACGUGUGCACGUUCCUGAGGUGGGCCGCCGAACCGGAGCACGACCAGCGCAAACGAAUGGGAUUAAAGUUCGUGAUGGGCGCGGCCGUCCUCAUUCCUUUGCUCUCCUACAUGAAGAGGCACAAGUGGUCGCUGCUGAAGAGCAGGAAGAUUGUCUACAGGCCUCGCAAGUAGAAGAAAACAAGCGCACCCUGAGCUGGGCCCGGCGCUGAGACGGCUGCGUUCACUGACCCCACACUUCUCACUUGGAGAGAUUCAGAGGAAGUCGUCUUUGCACGAGCGGCACACGUCCAACACCUGAAUAAACCCGUUCGAGAGAAAAUGCCUUGUUCAUUUGGUGGCACUUCAAAUUAAUCCUGAUGUUUUCUGUAUGUUCAGGCGUAUUUUUGAGGUUUGUUAGAGAUUUGUGGUGUUGUUGACGCACCCUCCUCAGUUGAGCUGCAGGUGCUCGUGGCCCCCACCUGUUCACAGCUUUAAUCUACUUGGGCCACUUUGUCACAGCUGACGGAUAAGUUGUUUGAUCAGCUCAUCUUUGUAAGACACCAUGCGACCUUAAAGAUGCUGACAAAUGAUUGGGUCAGGAAAGUUUGUGACAUUCUGAGUUUCUGUAAAUGCGUUCUCUGACCUCUACAAAACAAACUUCUGUUUUACUGUGUAAAAUAAAUUAUGUUAAAGGAA